AUGCAUAUCUCGGGCAUCAUGAAGCUCUCCCUCCUCACUUUUGCUACUCUAAGCUUUGCUGCACCAACUCCGAUUACUACUCCAAUGGGCGCAGCGGUUGAGUACGCUCGUGCUGCUCAAGAUGUUCCAAUCAAUCUUGUUGAGCUUAGCAACAAGCGUGAUGGUCCUAUCGAUCUUAUUCAACUUCCUGAGAAGCGCGAUGGUCCCAUUGAUUUGAUCCAACUUCCAAAGCGCGACAGCCCAACUAAUCUUGUUCAACUAACCGAGAAGCGUCAAGAUUCUCCAAUUAACUUGAUUCAACUUCAUGGAAAGCGUCAGGAUGCGCCAAUUGAUCUUUCCAAGCUCCCUGAAAAGCGACAAGACUCACCAAUCAAUCCUGUCGAACUGAGUAACCGCGAAACCACCAAGUAUAGGUCCAUUCGCUCUCGCAACGCCCAAGAUGCUCCCAUCAAACUUAUCCAACUUCCUGGGAAGCGUCAGGAUUCCCCCAUCAACCUUGUUGAACUCAGCAACCGCGCCGAAACUGAGCUCCUAGCAGCACGACAAAAUGACUGCGGUUCUUCACCUUACCAAAACCAAGAAUGCAACGCUGGCACAGGCUUGAGCAUUCCAGCAUUUGCUGUAAUCGCUAUGGCUUUAUGCGCCAUUAUGAUAGUUUAA
Molecule: messenger RNA, 660 nt
Organism: Botrytis sinoallii
Lineage: Eukaryota; Fungi; Ascomycota; Leotiomycetes; Helotiales; Sclerotiniaceae
Exons: 2
Coding region: 1-660 (219 amino acids)
Source: RefSeq, a predicted model, not a curated record